AUGAGUCCGGAGGGCGACACCCCCAGCCCGCACGCCCGCCCCCUCCCUCCUUAUGAGAGAGAGCGAGCGGCGGCGCCCGAGCCACACUGCGCCGAGCCCGCUCCCCGCAGCCACCUCCGGCCGGGAAAGGAGGGAGGGAGGGGAGGGAGGGAUCCCGCCCGCCCGCCCGCCCUGCGCGGGGCGCAGGAGCCUGGGGGCGCCGGGCACCGGAGCUGCGCCCCGGGCGGGCGUAGCAGGCAGAGGUGGGGCCCCGAGCCGGGGCGCACGGCGCUGCCCCGGGGCGCCCUAGGGGGCCUCAGCUGGGGCGCGAUGCAGAGACCCGGAGGCGGCAGCGGAGCCGGGGGCAGCGGCGGGAGCCAGGGCACCGCCUUCUCCAUCGACUCCCUCAUCGGGCCUCCCCCGCCGCGCUCGGGCCACUUGCUGUACACCGGCUACCCCAUGUUCAUGCCCUAUCGCCCGCUGGUCCUGCCUCAGGCUCUGGCCCCCGCGCCCCUGCCCGCGGGCCUCCCGCCCCUCGCACCGCUCGCCUCCUUCGCCGGCCGCCUCACCAACACCUUCUGCGCGGGGCUGGGCCAGGCCGUGCCAUCCAUGGUGGCGCUCACCACCGCGCUGCCCAGCUUCGCGGAACCCCCCGACGCCUUCUACGGCCCCCCGGAGCUGGCUGCCUCCCGCAACAACCCGGAGCCCGGCGCCCGGCGCCCGGAGGGCGGGCUGGAGCCCGAGGAGCUGCCGCCGACCCGAGAGAAAGUAGCAGAGCCCCCCCCACCGCCUCCUCCGCCGGCGCCGCACUUCUCCGAGACUUUCCCAAGUCUGACGGCGGAGGGGAAGGCGUACAGCUCCGAUGAGGAGAAGCUGGACGCGCCGUCGGGGGAGACGGCCGGCAGCGAGCCCGAGGAGGAAGGCUCGGGCGGCGGCGACAGCGAGGACGAGAGCUUCCUGGACAGCGCCGCUGGGGCGGCCGCCGCCCUCCUGGGGCCCAAGCCCAAGCUCAAGGGCGGCCUGGGGCCCGGGGCCCUGGACGGGCCUGCGGGCGCGCCGGCCCCGGGGGGCAAGAGCCGGCGGCGGCGCACGGCCUUCACCAGCGAGCAGCUGCUGGAGCUCGAGAAGGAGUUCCACUGCAAGAAGUACCUGAGCCUGACGGAGCGCUCGCAGAUCGCCCACGCGCUCAAGCUCAGCGAGGUGCAGGUCAAGAUCUGGUUCCAGAACCGCCGCGCCAAGUGGAAGCGCAUCAAGGCCGGCAACGUGAGCAGCCGCUCGGGGGAGCCCGUCAGGAACCCCAAGAUCGUGGUGCCCAUCCCCGUGCACGUCAACCGGUUUGCCGUGCGCAGCCAGCACCAGCAGCUGGAGCAGGGCGCCCGCCCCUGAGGCCCCGCCCGCCGCCGCCCCCCGGGCGGGGACCCGGUG
This is a messenger RNA of Sarcophilus harrisii (Tasmanian devil), 1404 nucleotides long. It is a transcript of the gene GBX1, whose product is annotated as gastrulation brain homeobox 1. The coding region runs from base 1 to 1365 and encodes 454 amino acids. The transcript is spliced from 2 exons. Gene Ontology annotation, biological process: regulation of nervous system development; regulation of transcription by RNA polymerase II. Gene Ontology annotation, cellular component: nucleus. Gene Ontology annotation, molecular function: RNA polymerase II transcription regulatory region sequence-specific DNA binding; DNA-binding transcription factor activity, RNA polymerase II-specific. Lineage: Eukaryota; Metazoa; Chordata; Mammalia; Dasyuromorphia; Dasyuridae. The record is from RefSeq and is a predicted model, not a curated record.